This is a messenger RNA of Schistosoma mattheei, 3154 nucleotides long. Lineage: Eukaryota; Metazoa; Platyhelminthes; Trematoda; Strigeidida; Schistosomatidae. The record is from the annotation of a GenBank genome assembly.
CUGCAAUCAGCCAAUUUUCAAUAUGAACAAUAAUGAUCACAAACAAAAUUGUGACCUUCCUUGUAACUCUAAAAUCAUAGGCGAUACAUUUUCAAUUAGGGCAAGGGACAGAUGGAGGCUACUUAGAGAUUGGAUCCUUCAAUAUAAAUCUUACAGCUACAAUCAACCAAGUAUAUAUUCGAAUAUUGACAGAAUAUUUGGAUACAGUCUUCUCAAAAGGUCGGGAUCUUUUUCGUCUUGUAUAAUAGAGCAGGUUCUUUAUUUACCCAGAGAAAAUGAGCGGAUUGCGAUUAAAACACCCUCGAGCAUCAAAUUUUACGAUCUGAAAGAAUUUAAACUGAUGAACGAAGUACUUUUGACGGGAAACAAAAAUAAAAAUGCUUUUAGUCAAAGUUAUAACCGUUUAGCCUAUGCAUCAAAAGUGGACGUUUUCAUUGGUUGGAAACCUGGUGGAAAUACGUUAUGGCCUUUAUCAUGUGAAAAUCUUGAGAAUAUUGGCAUCCCAUCUACAACUAAGAAUCAGUUGAUUGGUGUAUUUUCAAAUUUUGAUUCAGGAAGCAUAUUUUCGUUGGAAAUAAGAUCGUUUAAAACAUUUUCGGAUGACUAUUGUUGGAUUAUAUUUGCAAGGCACUGGCAGUUUCAGUUUACUGAAAUUCAACUUAUACCUAAUAAAUGUGUACCAGUUUUGAUACUUAAGGAUCGUAUCUCAUUUAGUUUUCCAACUUGUCAAGAAGAAUUAUUUACAAAAAUCAUGACAUGUCCUCUACUUGGAACUCUUCUUGAAACAUAUGAAUUUCCAUCAGAAUUAAUCAGUUUCGAAGAGAAAUGUAGUCAUAACUGUAAACUUUUAAUUGCAUGGAAAUGUUCUGCUUGGUUACGUUGUAUGCAAUUUAACAGAUAUUUUAGUUCCAUAUCCCACAAUAGUGAUUGUGAUGAGACUGAUGGAAAACUAUUAGAAACGAUCGAUUUUCAAACCUUUGAAAAUUCUAUGAUCAACCACAAAUCACAAAUUACGGCUGUUCUUUACAUUAGCCCAUUAAAUAUUUUAAUUACUGGUGAUAGAUGUGGAACAAUUAAAACAUGGAAUACUGACCAAGUUCAAUUAUCAGUACUUCAUGGUCACUUGGGAGAAAUUAUCCAUUUUUCAUCACAUAGGUGGGAUUUAAUUAGACCACAAAAAUUUUCUUCCAUGUCUCCAAGUUUUGUUUCUAUAAGUAAGGAUGGAUUGAUGAAAUGUUGGCAGUUCUGGCAAUCAGACUAUGUAUAUCUGAAAAAUGAUAGUUAUGAAUUUUCAAACCCGUCAAGAAUUGUAUCAGAUAAUGGAACUAAGGAGAAUACCAUCAAAGAAGUAGAUAGUAGACAGACACUAAUGAAUUUGUAUUCAAAGGUUCUGUCUACAAAGACUUCAGCAUCACACUCAGUACACACUAUCCAUGACAUUACAGUGAAAAGAGACACUGGUGAACUUUUUUUAGUUGGAGUAUAUGAAGACAUCAAUUCAUGUAAGAUUCAUGAGGAACGCCAACAGGAGUAUUACUUGGAACACUGGACAAUAUCUGAGCCUUGUUCACCGAUGGCCGAAUUUCCACAAACAGUUAAAAAUAUUUCAUUUAUAAGAUUGAAUGAUUUAUAUGAUAUUGUUAAUCCAAAAGCCAACAAAUCAUCUAAUCUGGCUGAAUAUCAAAAUGAUAAUUCGAUUAAUGUAGCAGUUGUUAUAUGUGAAGGAAAACCUGGAAGUGUACAUUUACUUUCCACGUUGGACGGAUCCAUUUUAACAACAGCUGUAUGCGAAGAUACAGUUGAAGAUGCUACUUGGCAUUGGAUGUUAGAAAAAUUGUUUAUUUUACAAAGCAACGGAGACAUCGCUGUAUUUUCCACUUGUAGUCGGCCAUGUAACCUACUUUCUAUAUGGUCAUCAUCUGACCAUGAUGUGUUUUACCGUGGUCCACUCUUACUUUACCCAGUACAUUGUCCAGAUUACUUCAAGCUAUUUUUGGAAGAUGACAAAUCCAGCGAUUGUUUACCACCGGUUAUUUUUUUACUGUUGGUUGGUCAGUCCGAUGGAUCUUUAGUUGUAUUAUGUACCAAAGAAGGAGUCGUAAUGAGCACAGCUCCAAAGUAUUCAACGACCAAAUCUUCAAAUAAUCCCCCAGAAGUUGAUCAGAAACAACAUAUAUCUUCAAUUAGAUCAAAUCCGAUAUUCGGGAGAUUAUACAUUAUCACCUUAGAUGGAACAUUAAAAGUAUGGCAAUUGAUUACACCUUUACCAAUCGGUGUGCAAAUACAAAAACUGGACAUUUUUCAAAGGAAUAAACCAAAUUUACGUGCAUAUUUCACACGUUUUCCAUUUAAAAUUAUUAAUAAUACUGACAUCUAUUGCAUUUAUACAGCUAAGAAUCAUUCAUUUCCCAAAGUAAAGGAAACUGAUAUUAAUUGUGUAACUAAUUCUUGUUGUUACAAUGUGGUCUGUGCUGAAGUGGCUAAUCCAGGUGAUAUUUAUUCUAUGUUCAAUUUCAUAACAUCACGUUAUUUUGACUCAGCUUAUUUAAAUCAUGAGAAUACAACUUUGGUUAAAGAUAUUUGUAUUGGCUUAACAAAUAUAAGCAUGUUAAAUAAACGUUUUGAAAAAUCACCCAUGAUUGAACAAAUAUUUCUAACAGUAACUACUGAUCCUGUUGAACAAGAAAGCCUUUAUUUAAAAGUAUGGCAAACAACAUUUGAUUACAAUAUGGGAAAUGAUUAUCAUGUCAGAAACUCUAACAGUUUGGAACGAACAUCUACAAAAGCAUUACAACGUCUACAAAUGUUAGUUGAUAGUGGAGACACCAAUAUCGUCUGUUUAAAAUGUAGUCUACAGUUGAUAAAUACACUUAGAUUACCAUUUCCAACCGGACCAAGAAUCUCUAAAGCUGUUUGUAGAAUCGUCGGUAUUCAAUUAAAUGGUGAUAUUUUAUUGACAAUCAAUAAUAGUGUAUAUUUACUUCACUAUAAAACAUUGAAUAAGUAUUUUAAAUUAAGAUCUUAUUUAUUAAAUUUAAUGAAUCAAUCUACUGAAAAUAAGAUGAUUCCAGAAAUAUUACAAAACGUAAUAAGAAGAAGAGAAUGGAAUGUAGAUGGAUUAAAGAAAAUGAAUGAUGUAACUUUGUCUUGGUAA